AGCUUGUUGGAGAGAAUUUCAUCAUCAAACUAAUACUAAUUAAUAUAUACUAUAUAAAUAAUAAUAAUAAUAGAGGAAAAUGUGGGGACAACCAAGUAUGGGACAACCUUCUACAGGGUUUCAAAUGGGACAAAUGCAAGGAAAUCCACAAAUGGGAGAUGUUAAUCCGAAUGGAAGUUAUUGUUUACCUGAUCUUCCUUCUGAUACAGUUUCCAUGAUUUCAUGGUGUCCUACUCAGAAUUUUAUUGUUGCUAGUUCUUGGGAUGGAUCAGUCACAGCCUGGGAAAUUCAAGCAGCACAAAAUAUGGGAAAGGUACAAGUUAUGGCAUCAGCUAAGGCAAGAUAUAAACAUGAAGCUCCUGCUCUCUGUUGUUGUAUGUCUAGGGAUGGUAAAAUAUUCUCUGCAGGUUGUGAUAACAAGGCUAAAUAUCAACAAUUAGGACAACAAGCGGAUGUAACUUUUGGACAACACGAUCAACCUAUUAAAAUAAUUAAAUCAUUAGAUGGAGUGGAAGGAAUGCAAACUAUAGUAAUGACAGGAAGUUGGGAUAAAUCAAUUAAAUACUGGGAUAUUAGAAAUAAUAAUGGACAAGCCGUAAUGUCUCUACCACAAGCUGAUAAGAUUUAUGACGUAUCUGUGGCAGGAAAUAUGGCUGUAGUAGCUUUGGCUAAUAAGGAAGUUUACAUUUAUGAUGUCAGAAAACCACAAGAACCAUUUAAAAAGUACCCAUCACCACUCAGAGAACAAACCAGAUGUGUUGCUUGUUUCCCUGACAUGUCAGGAUUUGCAAUUGGAUCUAUUGAAGGACGUGUCGGUAUCAAUUAUUUCCAAGAAACAACUACAAGGAAGAAUUUUGCUUUCAAGUGUCACAGAGAUGGCCCAAAUACUGCCAAUGUAUAUGCAGUCAAUGCUCUCUCAUUCCAUCCAAGUUUUGGAUCAUUUUCUACUGCUGGUGCUGAUGGUACUUUCCACUUUUGGGAUCACACCUCAAAACAAAGAUUACACCAAUUCAAAAAAUUGGGUGCCGACUUGACACUGCUUUCAACAGGUUUCAAUGGAGAUGGUUCCUUAUUUGCCUAUGCUGUUGGUUACGAUUGGAGUAAGGGUCACGAACAUUACAAUAAGCAUACUUAUAUUUACAUUCAUGUGUGUGAAGAACCUCAAGUUAAACCAAAGAAAUAAACAAUUUUGUAAAUCUC
Molecule: messenger RNA, 1200 nt
Organism: Naegleria gruberi
Lineage: Eukaryota; Heterolobosea; Eutetramitea; Acrasida; Naegleriidae
Exons: 1
Coding region: 80-1183 (367 amino acids)
Molecular function (GO): ubiquitin binding
Source: RefSeq, a predicted model, not a curated record